Molecule: messenger RNA, 1273 nt
Organism: Eremomyces bilateralis CBS 781.70
Lineage: Eukaryota; Fungi; Ascomycota; Dothideomycetes; Eremomycetales; Eremomycetaceae
Exons: 2
Coding region: 494-1273 (259 amino acids)
Molecular function (GO): nucleic acid binding
Source: RefSeq, a predicted model, not a curated record
CUGUUUUCUCUAUGAAUUUAAAAGUCUUUCGAAUUGAAUUACUCGCUUCAGCGCUUAUCUCGAAUAAUAUGGCUGCGCGUACGCCGCAAGAACCAAUUGGUGAUCUCCACGUCAACCCGAAUAGCCCCUUUAUCAAAUGGGCUGAAUUUCCGGAUAUUGUAGGAGAACAAUCCGGAGAUCUUACGCAUCACCAGCGUACUGUGGUCCUUACCUUAUCCGAAAUAACCAAUAUUUCGCAGAGGGAUCUUGCACGGGCCCUGGGCAUCAAUCAAUCUACAGUCUCCCGUAUCCGUGCUAAUUAUGAGUACGGCGGAGCAGAUGCAGGGUGUAAGCGGAAACGAUCUGGGCGGCCCGCCACCACCAAUUUCACCAAAACGGAGCUCGAUUCCGUUGAGUCCCUGAUUAUGAGGAAUCGAGACACAAGGCGAAUGAAUUACGAACAGCUCGCGGACCUUUUGAACCAGGAAAAUGAUACGCCAGGGCGCUGGAUCGAAUGGCGGUUCACGGAGGCGUCGAAAGAGCUUGGGUUCAAAUCCUGUCGACCCGGAAAAAACCCGCGUUAACGCCACGAGCGAAGAAGGUCAGGCACGCGAUGGCGCAAGGUAAUCAGCAUCGGGGAUUCAAUGAGUGGGAGCGUGUCAUCGCGUGCGACGAGUUCCGUAUUGAUACCAAUCCGGCGGUCUUAAACGAACGGGUGCUCCGGCGCCCUGGAGAGGAGUAUCACCCUGAUUGCGUGCACGACGAGCGCUUCAGUGGUCGUGAGGGCGUCUCCUUUUGGGGGGCCUUCUGCGGCGAGCACCAUACACCGUUGCUUGAGAUCCCUCUAGGCGUGAAAAUGGACUCCGCGGGUUACGUUACGGAGAUCCUAGAGCCUCACCUUUGGCCCUUUUACGUGAUGACGGAGCGAUAUGGGGAGGUCGCGUUGCUUGAGGAUAACGCUCCUGGGCAUAUGAAGUUCGCUACUAAAUGGAGGAUCCGUAACGGCAUCAAUACAGUGGCUCAUUCGCCUGCUUCACCGGAUCUGAAUUACUCUGAGAAUAUCUGGAGUCCCGCCAAGGCGGAUUUCACACGCCAAUUCUGCCUCCGUACGGGCCCUUCACGGGUCCAGAGAUGGGAGGUCGUUGAAUGGGCGCACGAACGGUAUGAUCAGAUCGCGAAUCCAGAGCUUUUGAUCAAGCUAGUGGAGUCUAUGCCACGCAGGAUCCAGGCGGUGAUCGACGUGGAAGUACACACGUACUGUACCGAGACCAUGGUAGACGAUGGAUCACCGUAA